UAAGUUGUUCAUUGACUAGAGAAAUUAGUAGUACCUCAUUUGGGACCCAUGCAUGUACUUGCGCAACCCAAAACCGACCAGCUUUCGUGGUAAUUCUCGAGGUUGAACUUCGGCGAGUGGUGUACAUAUAUGGAAUGCUCUGUGAGAGAACCUGAGUUCUCGUUUCGAACUAAAUUAACUUGUGGUUCGGUUCAUUUGGUUCAGAAGCAAGAAACAACAUUCAGUUAGUUCACAUUCAGAGAUUACCUGGUACCGUAAGGUAUACGAAGAGGUUAUAGAGAGAUAUGAGUUUAGAUGUUCAGAGUAUCAGUAUAAACAAAUCAUUGAAAAAUGAAAUAUUUAACUACAACAACAAAAACUAAUUGAAUUUGUUUCAUAAUCCCGGAAUAGAUGGCAAAUCAGAGUGAAUAUUCAUAUGAAGAGUACAUGAGAGUAAGGCGUGGAGGAGAUAGUUAUGAGACUAACUGUUCAGAACGAACAACAACCACAAAUAUAGGGAAUUCAGAGGUCAUGAGUGUUACUGAGAACGUAACAAACAUGGAAGAGCUGCAAGCGACAAUUCGAAAUGUAAACACUCUUGCAGCAUCAAUAAAUUGGAGUGACGUUCAGAGCAACAAGACCACAACAGGACUGCUGAAAGAGGUGGUCAACAUCCUAGGCAAAGUUCACCAAAACAUGCUUGAGUCAGAAAGAGAAAAACUGAGUCGCAAGCAAAAUUCAGAGCACAGAGCAGCUCUGCAAUCGCAGAGAGUAGCUUCGCACUUACCCCAAGAGAGUCCAAGCUGCAGCAAUUCUGCACCAAAAAUUCAGAGGCAAUAUAAACUGACAUCCAAGUCGAGUUUUGAAGUGUGGAUUGACAGCUUGAAUACAGAGCUAAUAAGUUGGGGGUUGCUUGAUCUGAUUGAUCCAAGUCAACCAGGGCCAGCUGAAAUUUCAGAGUCUGAGACGAGGCUCAGAAAGAACUCGGUUAAAGAUAUUAUCAUUAACCAUCUCGACGAAGAAUAUCACAAGAGAAUUCUUGGUCUAACUGAGCCGAGAGACAUUCUCAAGAAGCUGAAAGAGAGCAGGAAGGGGGAAGUCAGCUCAACACCGACUUCAAUCAGAACUCGGUUAUAUAAUUUGAGGAUGAACAAGGACGAACGUGUUCACAAAUUCUGUGAAAGGUUCGACCAAAUUAUAAGAGAGCAUGAGCUGAGCGACGAUCCUCAAAAGUUGACAGAGCAAGAGAUGCGCUCGACUUUUUAUCAAGCGAUAAUAGGAGCCAUGCCAGAAGUGCGACGCACAGACUCAGCUGUGAUCUCAACAACUGGGAAAGAGAUGGACAUGGAAUCUCUACGAAAAACUAUGUAUCGCAUUCAAGAAGAUAACGAUGCAAAUCGAGGAAGUUACUCUGAGAAUGAAGUUGCAGCCUCAAGAGCAAGGGUUCUGAAGGGCAAGUUCAAGGAGAACAAAUGCUUCAGAUGUAACAGAAAGGGGCACUGGCAAGAUCAGUGUCCAUUCAGAGGCACAAACCAGUGGUUUUGUUACAGUUGUAACGACAUCACUGACCAUACGAGUGAGAACUGUUACCGAAACUCAAAGAGGCCAUACAAGUCGAGUAACCAUGAACCCCCCGUCAAAAGGUUCAAAACAAACCAGGGUCAAGAACUGAGAGACAGAGGUUCUGGGAAAUUCAGAGGCAGGGGUGGUAACCCUACAACUUCCAACUCCAGAGGUAAUUCGAGAGGAAACACCAGAGGUCACUUCAGAGGUAGAGGAAGCAAUAGGGGUAUGAGACAUCACUCGGUAGCCAGAAGAGCUGACUACAAGGGUAGUAAUGAGAGGUAUGAGGAGGAUUCAGAGUUACAAGUUGACAAUGAGUUUUCCGGUCAAUCGCAAACCAACAAUAUAGAGAUUUCAGAGGAAACUAAUUCAGAGUCUAUUGAAAACGUUGCGGUAGAUGUAGGUUCUGCGAUUGGGAGGGAGAGUCUGGACAAACCCAUUGUAUCAGAUAAUUCAGAGAAUUCCAAUUCAGAGAAAUCCAGUCUGGACAAACCCAUUGUAUCAGAGAAUUCCAAUUCAGAGUACAAAAUAGUUAAAAUAGACGAUUUAAAGAGCUUAGAAAGUCUAAAGGACACAAUAGAUAAAAAUCCACCAGAAAAUAUGGUGUCUACUAAUAUUCAGAGUGAAGCUAUGCUAUGGCAUCAGAGGCUAGGGCAUGCUUCUUUAAAUUACUUAAAAAUGAUACAAAAGAGAGAUAAGAGAUUAGAAAACGUGAAGUUUGACGAUUCAAUUAGAGAGUGUGCAGUGUGCAUAUUAGCAAAAAUGGAAAAACUUCCAUUCAAACAAAUCAGAAGUAGAGCUGACAGGCCUCUUCAAUUAAUUCAUUCAGAUGUUAUGGGUCCAAUUAAACCCAAUUCAUGGCCUGGUCAUAAGAGGUACAUAAUCGUAUUUGUAGAUGAUUAUUCCAGAUAUGCUAACAUAUAUUGUCUAAAAUCUAAAGAUGAAUCCGGUCAAGCGUUCGAUAAAUUUCUGAUUUCUGCACGUAACCUACUAGGUGCAGAUGCAAAAGUCUGCUAUGUUAGAUCCUCGGUUAGAUCAGACAGAGGUACUGAGUUCACCGGUGGAAAUUUUGCUGAAAUAUUGAAAAGAGAAAAAAUAGAGUCAGACAGUGGUCCACCAUAUACUCCAGAGCUGAACGGAACAGCCGAGAGAUUUAACAAAUCUAUUCAGAGAACAAUUAGAGCUUUUAUGUGUGAUUCGGGCUUACCACAAAGCAUGUGGGAACUAGCCGCUGAAACAGCUGUUCACACUUAUAACAGAACUCCACACAAGUCAAUUGGGUAUGAAGUACCGCUAAUUAAAUUUUCACCUAGAGCAAACUGUCAUUUAGAGCAUAUUAGAAGGUUUGGAUGUGUUGCUUAUGUUAAGUUACCAUUCGUCGAAACAAAGUUCAGCAAUGUUUCGAUAAAAACCAUAUUGGUAGGGCAUACACCCACAGGAUACAUUUUAUGGCAUCCUAGCACGAGAAAGUUCAUAGAAUCGAGACAUGUGAGGUUUAUAGAGAGAUUAGUGUACAAAGAUGCUUAUUUGAAGAAUCAGAGUAAAGAGUUAAGUGUUGAGAGUACAUCAGAGAAAACAAUGGGUCAAUUAAGUAUAAGGCACGACUUGUCUCACGAGGGUUUAAAGAUAAAAAUGUUUAUGGGCUUAAAGAAACAUAUGCUCCGGUGUCAAGGUUGUCCUUGA
This is a messenger RNA of Coccinella septempunctata (seven-spotted ladybird), 3225 nucleotides long. RefSeq lists its product as uncharacterized. Gene Ontology annotation, molecular function: zinc ion binding; nucleic acid binding. Bases 391 to 3225 code for a protein of 944 amino acids. NCBI's taxonomy places the organism in Eukaryota, Metazoa, Arthropoda, Insecta, Coleoptera, Coccinellidae. The transcript is spliced from 3 exons. Gene Ontology annotation, biological process: DNA integration. The record is from RefSeq and is a predicted model, not a curated record.